Tarenaya hassleriana is the source of this 3673-nucleotide messenger RNA. RefSeq names its product serine/threonine-protein kinase prpf4B. Lineage: Eukaryota; Viridiplantae; Streptophyta; Magnoliopsida; Brassicales; Cleomaceae. The transcript has 14 exons. Gene Ontology annotation, biological process: peptidyl-threonine phosphorylation; mRNA cis splicing, via spliceosome; peptidyl-serine phosphorylation. The record is from RefSeq and is a predicted model, not a curated record. Gene Ontology annotation, molecular function: ATP binding; protein serine/threonine kinase activity.
AUGGUUGCGGCGGCGGCGGAUGGUGCUCCUCCUCCGGGGGUUCCGGCGGCGGUGAGGAUGAAUGUUUGUGGACAUCACUCAGAGGGAAAUGGUAAGAAAAGUUACGAUAAUAGCUAUGCAGAAGAGCUUGAUCGCAUUCGGUUGGGCAACACCAGGUCCAGGAGCCCAUUUUCUUCCGAAAGUUCUGAAGAAAAGCCCAAGGGUAUUAUUACCCGCUCGCCAUCAAAUAGCAGGUACUCUAGUGAAGUUUGUGCUCAGAGGAGAUCAAGAUCACAUGAUCGUGAGAGGGAAAUAUCAAGAUCACAAAGUGUUAGGGAUCAUGAUUUUGUUAAUUCUGGUAGGGAGGAGGAAAAGUAUUAUCGACAGGGAAGAUAUGAUGAAGAUGGUAGGCAUUAUAGUAGGGAGGUGUUGGAAAGAGAGGGAAAUAGGGAGAGAUAUAUUGAUAAGGACCAAAACCAAAGAGUUAAGGAACGGGAAGGAAGUAGGCAAAGAGAGAGAGAUAAUGAUCGGAGGAGGGAAAGAAAACGUGAGAAGAGAAUGGAGAUAGAGGCUGAAUAUGAAAGAAGAAAGGAGAAAGAUCGAAAUCACAUCAUGGAUAGAGAUAGGAGGUGGGAAAGGGAAANAGAUCAUAUGCGCGAUAGAGGCAGUGAGAAAUAGAGGGAUAGGGAUAGAACGGUGAAUACUAGUAGAGAGAGGGAGAGAGAAAAGGAAAGGGAGAGACAGAGUAAUAAAUAUAGGGUCAAAGGCAAGGAAUUUCAGAGUGACAGGGAGAAGCAUAGAAGUCUUGAUGGGGACUAUUAUGAUACGAAGCAUAAGCAGUCCAGGUACUCGAGGCAUGGCGCAAAAGUUGGCUCAGAAACAGUAAGGUCGAAUUCUGUGAAGGCCCAGGGUGAGAACUUAGAAGACACUAGAGGCGGUGAUGGAAGGUUCAGAGACGAAGAUGAGCAAGAUGAUAAUGAGGAAGGAGUUGUUUGGAAACUCCCAGAUCAGGAAGAGCAAGAGCUUAAUAGAAUCAAGGACGAGAGUAGGAAGAGAAGGCAAGCAAUACUGGAGAAAUAUAAGAAGCAGACAGAGCAGAAAAGUGUUUUUUCUGCACAUGAUAAGUGUAAAGAUUUUGAGCUUGCAGGCACUGCCAAUCAGUCCUCUAAUGCUGCUCUGAACUCUUUACAAGAAAGUAAUGGUCCAAAGCCCGUUGCUUCUUCCAUGGAUGUUGCAGCAGCUAAUAUUGGUCAAACUGCGGAUGUUACUGACCUUGAUGUUGUUGGUUGUGAUGUUGCCAAGCCAUCAUUGACUGCUGGGCGGUCACCUCCACAGCAUGGAAUUCCGGACCCAGAGAGGACACCAGCUCCUGCUGGACUUGGGGAAGGUACCCCAAAGAGUGAAAGAUCAGCUGACAUGUUUCAUGAUGAUAUUUUUGGGGACUCUCCUGCUGGCAAUCGGAAAAUGGCUAAAGGAGACGGUCUUCCUAUUGUAAGGAGUGGGCUUCAUGAUAAUUGGGAUGAUGCAGAUGGUUAUUACAGCUAUCAAUUUGGUGAACUACUUGAUUGUAGAUAUGAAGUAAUGGCUACUCAUGGAAAAGGUGUCUUCUCUACUGUGGUCCGUGCAAAAGAUUUGAAAGCUGGACCUGGUGAACCUGAAGAAGUGGCUAUAAAAAUAAUCCGCAACAACGAGACAAUUGGUGUAUUUCUCGUCGAAGUCCUCAUGCAUAAAAUCGGUCAGACUGAGGUCCAGAUUUUGAAGAAGCUAGCUGGGGCUGAUCCAGAUAACGAGCGCCACUGUGUUUGCUUUCUGUCAAGUUUCAAGUACAGGAAUCAUCUUUGCUUAGUAUUCGAGUCUCUCCAUUUGAAUCUCCGUGAGGUUUUGAAGAAGUUUGGUCGCAACAUUGGUCUUAAAUUAUCCGCUAUUAGAGUGUAUGCCAAGCAGUUAUUCAUUGCUCUUAAACACCUAAAAAUUUGUGGGGUUCUCCACUGUGAUAUAAAACCUGACAACAUGCUGGUGAAUGAAGGAAAAAAUGUGUUAAAGCUGUGUGACUUUGGUAAUGCGAUGUUUGCUGGUAAAAAUGAAGUUACACCAUAUCUCGUCAGUUGUUUUUAUUGUGCUCCUGAAAUUAUUCUUGGGCUUACAUAUGACCACCCUUUGGAUAUUUGGUCCGUUGGUUGCUGUUUAUAUGAGCUUUACAGCGGGAAAGUUCUUUUCCCUGGUCCUACAAACAACGAUAUGCUACGUCUUCACAUGGAACUGAAAGGUCCCUUUCCAAAAAAGAUGCUUCGCAAGGGAACAUUUACUGAGCAACACUUUGAUCAAAACUUAAACUUUCAUGCUACAGAGGUGGACACUGUAAAGAGAAUGAUUGUAAACAUAAAGCCAAAAAAUAUCGGUUCAGUUAUUAAAGGCUACCCUGGUGAGGAUCCUAAGAUGUUAGCUCAUUUAAAGGAUAUCUUGGACAAAAUUUUUGUCCUCGAUCCUGAAAAGAGACUGACAGUGUCACAGGCAUUAGCUCAUCCAUUCAUCACGGGCAAGUGAACCACGUUUGCUGAUUUUUUUUCUCUCUCGAGAAUAGCUGUUGUCCUAGAUAAUCUGUAUAUUACUUCUGAAUCCUAAUAGAGAUUCUAAUAUUUGGAUUGCCUCUAUCUUCUCUCUGCUGCCUGAGCGCUUUGAUUACAUUGCUGACUUGGGUGAAAGGGGAACGAUGUUUGGGAGGAGUUCUCAUCAUAUCUGGCGAUUCUCAAUGGAAUUUACUGGUUCUAUUGGUAUCUGCCAGCACUUAGAGACAGUCCUAAAGUCUUUCAAUGCUUUAAAGGCACGCAGGAGAAGGUACAGUGGUUGUUUAUUGGGAGUUCCUGCAACAUGAAAACGACUAAACGAGUUUGGUAAUCAUUUUGCAGCUGUUUUGGUCUUAGGUUGUUAAGGCUUUGGACAAAAAUAUGUUGCUCUAGUGUUACAACUUACAAUUAAUUUCCACUUCAUUGUCAAUGUGUGGCUUUUGUUCCUUUGCUUUGGUGUAAGUUUGCGUACAAUUUCUGAAAUAGAUCAUCCGUUUCUUCUUCCUUUUGUGUUGUGGUAGAUGUAGAAUUUCUUUUCAGCUCUCUCUUUUUCAUGUUUAUUUCAAGUACUCUUGUAUUUAGUGAAUUGCAUUGCAUCUGAUAUGUUGUAUUGUCAUUCCGGAGGUUUUGCUUGGAGGGGAGGCUGCACAGGAAAAUAUGAAGGGCGCGCAUCCCAUGCUUCUGGAAGUCUGGUAAGCACUUUUCAGUCUCGUGUCUUGCGUAUUUCUUUGUGCUGGAUAGAUAUGUUUGUUUGUCAUGGAAAAAAUUCUAAAGCAUGUUACGGAGAGCCCUCAGCAUUUGUCGUGGCAGAAAUCUGGGAUGCGAAAAACGUGGUAGGGAUCAGGGUUUCUGAUUGGUGUUAUGUUGGUGGAGAGGCUGCCUUGAAUUUCUUUUGGCAUUUUUUGAUUGUUCUAUGGUGUGGGAAAUGGUGAGCUCUAGUUUUAGUUAGUGAAGGCUUUUUGUUUGGGGACAUAGACAUAUUUAGUUUAGAAGCUUAAUUGUGAAUAUAUAUGUCUUGCCUCGUUCUGUUUUCUUUAAUGAGAGAAGACUGUGAAAGAGAGUGUGUUUGUUGAAUGCUGAUAAUAACCGAGUCAAUGUUUUCUCGCCUAAUAGAAUGUCUGUUUGGGUUA